GAAGAUGGCUGCUACUCUGCUAGAGAAUACUAAAGUGACUGAUUCCGAAACUCAUCUGCUGUCUUUCAGUCUCGAUAAUUUGGAAAUCGACCCCACCAGACCCCAUAAGUAUCCCGGAAACGUCGUGGAAAAGGACAAUGACAAUAAAGAACCAUAUCCUACUGGUUGUGUAAUAUGCCGCUGCAUGAAUACAAAAUCAUUAACCUGUGCUUAUCCUCAAAAACAAAAUACUGAAUUGCCAACAAAAGAUUGCAUUCUAAGGCCUCCCAAGUUAAACAGAGUAGAAAGGUGUAAGCAACAAUAUGCAGCAGCAUCUCCAGUACCUGUCAAUCGAAGGUUUAAUCGUAAGCAAUUAAAUCGAAAAUGGUCAACCGAUGAUGAAUUUCUAUCGGAAUUAUCAUUGAAUAAUAACAACAAUAGUAAUGAGUGUACAAACGUCAUACCGUGUACAGACGAUGUAACAAUUGACGAGUUAGCCAGUUAUUUUGAAGAUCUAGUACACAUUCCUAAAAAAAUGUCCGACAUGGCUGAACUGAUGUACAAUUAAACAUACACAUAUAGAUCAUAUUUUAUUGUUAUUCUGUUUGUUUAUCUUUUAGGUAAAACUUUUAUCGGCUUAAAAAAAAAUGUAAUAAUAAUAAUUUGUUGUAAUCAAUCAUAUUCAAUUUGUUAUAUUACAUAUAGCAAUUGAGGAGAAUACUGAUUUAAAUGUUAUUACAUGAAUUGUUAUCAACGAUUGUUUUAAAAGACCAAGUCAUGUAACAGUAUAAUUAUUUAGUCACUUUUUGAAUAAUCAUAUGAUGUGUACAAGGAAGUAAAUUACUAAUACUUCAUUACUAUUCGUUAUGUAAUAUACUGAUAGUCAAGUGUGUAUUCUCAAUAAAUUUUUUACUAAAAUAGUUUGGUUGUAAGAAUAUAAAUUUAAUAUACAUCUACUUAUCACU
Aphis gossypii (cotton aphid) is the source of this 944-nucleotide messenger RNA. RefSeq lists its product as uncharacterized. The record is from RefSeq and is a predicted model, not a curated record. Gene Ontology annotation, biological process: cellular response to hydrogen peroxide. Lineage: Eukaryota; Metazoa; Arthropoda; Insecta; Hemiptera; Aphididae.